UCGACACAUAACAAGCAUUCAUCCUUACACUUAUGUACAUUAGUCUCUUCACACGCGGGUCUACACAGCAACCAAAAUUGUUUGAAAGAUGAGUUCCAGCGACACCGGGACAGGCGGCUGUGGAAUAUGCCAGAGAAAAGUCUCGGAAAAAGGACGAAGAAAGCUCCGCUUGGCCUUGCUCUCCUUAAUCAUAAUAUCAUUCGUUGGCGCCACCGUUGGCGCCGAGGAUGCAGGCAAAGGUGGAAAUAGCUCGGGUUCGGGAUCGGAUAUUCCUGCGGAUUAUUGGCGCGUGGGCUACGAGGGACACGGCACAACGCACGAGCAGGUGGGACAGGCGCACUUUCCUCCCGUGACCUACACCAAAUUCAAUGCGUUCUUGAACUAUUCGCACGAUCCGACAUCGACCACAAAAGCCGUGACUCCCAUUUACAAUUUCACGCACUAUAUCUUUGACGCGGUGAUGACCGAUGAGCCUGCCCUGCCGCCCGGCUACGUUGGUGUGAUGAAGGAGAACGUUUUGGUACUUGGACGUAAUGUGGAGCGGAACGAGUGGUCACUGCUGAUGAGUCGUUACUGGCUGGUGCUUUUCUUUGUGAUAUUCAUCUUGUCUGCGAUCAUUUCCAUACCAUUCAUUGCUGUCUGUUAUUGCUGCUUCUGCUGCUGUCUACGAUGCAAGCAGGGCUGUGUCAAGUGCAUGGCUGCGACGGACCGCAGGCGGCGCCUGUGUUGCGGAUUUUGCCUCUUUGUGAUUAUUAUUGGAAUGAUCGUCGGCCUCGCCAUUGCGUUUGUGACGAACAAAUUCUUGGAUCGUGGAUUGGAGCAGUCGAGAGUGACAAUGCGACGCAGCAGCGAGGAUACUUGUACCUUUUUGACGAAUAUCGCCGACCAUGUCCACCAUCUGUUGGUGUUCAACUUUCAGGAACUGGAGACGCAUCUCGUUGAGCAGAUAAACGACGCGCAUAAUCACAUCUUCCUGGACAUGGCUGAUGCCUCGGAUGGUAAUGCUUUGAUGGAACUGGAGCGCAUACUGGACAAUAUUCAGGAUGCACUGCCAAAGAUGAAGCAAUUGGAUUAUCUGGAGAAGGAGCUGCGCUUCUACACCUCACAACUCCGAGACUCGGUGCGAGGCCUAAAACGAGACAUGACCUACACCAUAACCCAUUUUUGUGGCAAUACCAAGAAGCGUUGUCAUGAAACCAUGAUAGAGCAUAGCGUUCUAUAUAUUGACACAUCAACAUGCCUGCACUUGGACGAGGUGCCAAACACCACAGUCUAUGUGGAAGCCAUGGAGAUGAUUAUCAAGAAGAGAUACAACCUAAUACCGAAGAGGGGCUUGGUUCGAUUUAACGCGAUUCGCGACAAGAUCGCGGAGCAGAUGAAACACGUGGGUCCGCCGCUCAAACGAUACAUUGCCACUGGGCAUGCAACCUUCGACGAUCACGCCUUAAGUAUACGCAACAUGAUCGACGCAAUGAUCAGUGAUAUACACUUGAACACCUUACGAUCCGCAAAGACAUUCGACGAUGUCUAUGAAAAGUUUGGUGCAGAUCGCAAGACCAUCAAUAUCAUAUGUCUCACAUUGCUCUUUAUAAUAAUUGUUAUCCUGUUCACGGCUUUGGUAUGCGGCGUCGGUGGUUAUAGUCGGACUCAUCCUGGACCAAGUGGAUUUUGCAGCAAGGGCAUGGCUGCCUCAUGCCUGCUGAUAGCCAUCAUCCUGAUGUUCUGUGUAUUCUCGUUCAUCGCGAUGGUCGGACUGUUCUACUUCAUGAUUGGACUGGUUACAUACGAGGGCGCCUGUGCACCGACCACACAAGCGGAGAAGAAUGAACUUUUCCGGCAACUGGAUGCCGUCAUCGAUAUGAAUCGUUACCUGAAGCCAGAGACUGAGGGCGACAGGUUUGUGAUGCCGCCGAUGCACAUGUCGGAGGCAGUCAGGUCCUGCCAUGCCAAUGAGUCCAUAUUCCAGCUGCUGCGUGCAAAUAAUAUCUAUGAUGUCAACGACUUGGCCAACGUGAAGUUGCUGCCCGACGAAGCGGAGAGUGUGCCAAUUUUCACCGAGGACUUGUCAAAUCUGGACAUCUUGACGAAAGAAGAGAAGCUCCAAAUAAAUGAGGUGCGCAAUAGCAAUCUCUCGUCCUACCACAGCCUGCUGUACGACUCGAACAUGUGCCUGCGAUUAUUGAACAUCGAUUUAGAGUUCUUGGCCAAUAAUGUCCUGCACGAAUGGGCAACGAAUAAAGCAGUCUUGAAGGAUGAUGGCCGAUCGUUCAGUUAUCUGCACAAAUACAGUGCCCUGGCCUACCACAAGUCAUUUUUCCUCCCCGUGCAACGCGGCAUUAAGAAAGCGUUGAAAGUUGUGAAGGAAAUUGAUUCGAUGAUUCUUUAUCUGAACCACGACUUCAGCAACUCCAUUGGAGUACUGCUCGAGGCUAUAAUCAAGGCGGAGGCGUUUGUCAAAAAGCGAGGCGCCGAGUAUAUCAACAAUCUGGGCCAGAAUCUCACCAGUGCCAUCAACGAACAGGUGGAGGAGUAUCUCGAGAUGGUUAUCACGGAGGCAAACUACAAUGUCGGCCUCUGUCAGCCCCUUGCCUACAUUUACUACGAAGGCGUUUACUUUGUUUGUACCCGUCUGGUGGAUCCAAUUAACGGCUUCUGGUUGGGUAUACUGCUCUGCGCCCUGCUCCUCUUGCCGGCUCUCUUUGUCUGCCAUCGCCUGAUGUGCCUUUACCUCAAAAUCUAUCCCGCCGCUACGGCUGCAGCCGUAGGCCCCAUUGCGGGAGGAUGUCCUAUUUGCACAGGUGCCCCUUAUGUGCCACACGUGCCGCCUAGGUGUGGCCUCGAACACGAUCCAGACUGCCAGUGCGCUCCGUGUAAAGUGAAAGGGAAAGGGCAGAAAAAGGCAAAGCGCGUCAGGAGCAAAGGGGGCGAUGCUCCAGAGGACACGGCACCUACGCAGGGGGGGCCAGUAGCUGAAAUGACUGUGGUAAGCGAGGCACCAGCGCCCAGCAAGCAUAAGAGGGACUAAUCGUCCAGUUGGCAUUCAUUUCACUCCAACUCACUGAUAAUAUACCGAUUUUACAAUGA
Messenger RNA from Drosophila guanche, 3084 nucleotides. RefSeq names its product prominin-like protein. The coding region runs from base 89 to 3025 and encodes 978 amino acids. The transcript has 11 exons. Lineage: Eukaryota; Metazoa; Arthropoda; Insecta; Diptera; Drosophilidae. Gene Ontology annotation, cellular component: membrane. The record is from RefSeq and is a predicted model, not a curated record.